This is a messenger RNA of Ochlerotatus camptorhynchus, 1860 nucleotides long. Its product is annotated as short/branched chain specific acyl-CoA dehydrogenase, mitochondrial. The coding region runs from base 129 to 1397 and encodes 422 amino acids. Gene Ontology annotation, cellular component: mitochondrion. The transcript has a single exon. Lineage: Eukaryota; Metazoa; Arthropoda; Insecta; Diptera; Culicidae. Gene Ontology annotation, molecular function: flavin adenine dinucleotide binding; acyl-CoA dehydrogenase activity. The record is from RefSeq and is a predicted model, not a curated record.
CUCCACUUUAGUUGAUUUACGAGACUGGUACCGAUCGGUUCGCAGUAGAUCUUCAACGUUCUGCCUGUGUACGUACGUUUUCGCUUUCCCAUUUUGAUUCUGUCUCAGACCCGGUGAAGAUAAAAAAAAUGAUGCAAAAUCUGCUGAAGACCACCCUGCGUACUGCCGCUGUGUGCCGCAAGAAUCUGGUCCAACCGGCGGCCAAAUUCUCGUCCACCUCGUUCGGAACAACCCAGGGACAAACUAGCCCGUUGACCUACCUGACCGAGGAUGAGCAGAUGAUGAAGGAAACUGUUGCCAAGUUGGCACAGGAGCAGAUCGCCCCACUUGUCAGGAAGAUGGACGAUGAUCAUCAAUUCGACCCUAGUGUGGUUAAGGCCAUGUUCGAUAAUGGCCUGAUGGGUGUGGAAGUGGGCGAUGAAUAUGGUGGUAGUGGAUGCAACUUCAUGACCAUGAUGCUGGUCGUCGAAGAAUUGUCCAAGGUGGAUGCAUCCGUGGCUGCUUUCGUUGACAUCCACAACACGCUGGUGAACUCGUUGAUGAUCAAGCUCGGAACUGAGGAACAGAAGAAGAAGUACCUGCCCAAAUUGUGUUCGGAGUACAGUGGAAGUUUUGCCCUUUCGGAACCAUCGGCUGGAUCGGAUGCCUUUUCGCUCAAAACUACGGCCAAGAAGGACGGAAACCACUACAUUCUAAAUGGAAGCAAAAUGUGGAUCUCCAACUCGGAUAUAUCCGGAAUGUUCCUGAUCAUGGCCAAUGCUAACCCAUCGGCUGGCUACCGUGGAAUCACCACCUUCAUCGUGGAUCGUGACACGGAAGGCUUCACUGUUGGCAAGAAGGAGAAUAAGCUCGGUAUCUGUGCUUCGGGAACUUGCCAGCUUCAUUUCGACAACGUGCGUGUCCCUGAGGAGAACAUUCUUGGAGAGUUCGGCAAGGGCUACCAAUAUGCUGCAGGUUUCCUGAACGAAGGUCGCAUCGGUAUCGGUGCUCAGAUGAUCGGUUUGGCCCAGGGUUGUAUGGAUGCCACCAUCCCGUAUCUACUGGAGCGCAAGCAGUUUGGUUCGGACAUCUAUUCGUUCCAGAGCAUGCAGCACCAGAUUGCUACCAUUGCCACCGAAAUCGAAGCCGCCCGUUUGCUGGUCUACAAUGCUGCCCGUCUGCAGGAAGCUAAGGUUCCCUUCCUGAAGCAGGCUGCCAUGGCAAAACUGUAUGCCUCGGAAGUUGCUCAGCGUACUACCAUCAAGUGCAUCGACUGGAUGGGUGGCGUUGGAUUCACCAAGGACUUCCCGCAGGAGAAAUUCUACCGCGAUUGUAAGAUUGGUGCCAUCUACGAGGGAACGAGCAAUAUGCAACUCAGCACCAUUGCCAAGGUCAUGAAGAAGGAAUACCAAGGAUAAGGCCCCGUAAUAACGCCGCAUGUUAACCGUCUUCCAGUUGAUUAUGUAACACACAGUACAAUAUAAAUCGUGUGUUUCGUAACUCAGCCUCCUUCUCCUCAGUAAACACACACACACACAUAGACACACAAACAUACAACUCGUUUACUGAUAGAUAGGAGGAAACUGAUAAAACAUACAUACAUAAAAGAAAAGAAAAAUCAUAUUUUUCCCAUACGAGUUAAAUGUAUACGUAUCGAUAACUUGGAAACCAAGUUUAAAAACACCAAGUGCAAACCGGAAAUGAUGCAUUUAUUUUCUACUACGCAGGUUAAAUCUUAGUUGUGUAAUUAGAACUAUCCUUUGAAAUUGUGUCUAGUGAUAACGACACAGGAAAAAAAAAAAGUCAAGCCAGGUAUGAUAUGAUAUCGUAACACGUAGGUGUUAAACGAUCUUGAUAAUGGUGAAAUAAAUUUAUACAUAA